GCAUCCGACUGCGUUAAUCUGUUUGUUUUUGAAAGCAGUACAGUAAAGGCUGAUGCUCGCGUAAGUAAGCAUGCGUGUUUACGUCCUCCUUUAACUAAUCGAUUCUGUCUGCCAUGUGACCGCGUAACCCGCUCACAUGAGCGCCGAGUUGCAUGAUCCGCUUUAAGUUUUUUAAAGUCCGCUGCUUCAAGCUCGCGGCUGACACGGGAGUUGCCAUGGCGAGCGGCGGCGAGCAGAAAGUGGUGCUGAUCACCGGCUGCUCCUCUGGGAUCGGACUGCGGAUCGCCGUGCUGCUGGCCAGAGACGAACUCAAGCGUUACCAUGUUAUUGCCACUAUGAGAGACCUGAGAAAGAAGGACCGGCUGGUGGAGGCGGCGGGUGACACAUACGGAAAGACCUUGACGCUGCUGUCCUUGGAUGUGUGCAGCGAUGACUCAGUCAGGCAGUGUAUUGACAGUGUGAAAGACCGCCACAUCGACGUUCUCAUUAAUAACGCAGGUGUGGGUUUGCUGGGCCCUGUGGAGAGCAUCAGCAUGGACGACAUGAAGAAAGUGUUUGAGACCAACUUCUUCGGAACUGUGCGCAUGAUAAAAGAGGUCAUGCCGGACAUGAAGAAGAGGCGAGCCGGCCACAUUAUCGUCAUGAGCAGCGUAAUGGGCCUGCAGGGUGUGGUAUUCAACGAUGUCUACACGGCCUCUAAGUUCGCCAUCGAGGGCUUCUGUGAGAGUAUGGCUGUGCAGCUGCUCAAGUUUAAUGUGAAACUCUCUCUGAUUGAGCCAGGCCCUGUGCAUACAGAGUUUGAAACAAAGAUGAUGGAAGAAGUGGCCAAGAUGGAAUACCCUGGAGCAGAUGCGGACACAGUCAGAUACUUCAAAGACGUAUACAUACCAUCGUCCAUCGAUAUCUUCGAGGCACUGGGACAAACCCCUGACGACAUUGCAAAAUGCACCAAGAAAGUGAUUGAAUCCAGCCGACCCCGAUUCCGAAAUCUGACCAACAGCCUCUACACACCUAUAGUGGCCAUGAAAUACGCAGACGAGACCGGAGGACUUUCAGUGCACACUUUCUACAACCUGCUCUUCAACUUCGGCUCACUUAUGCACAUCACCAUGAGCAUCCUCAAAUGCCUGACCUGCAGCUGCCUGCGCAGACGCACCAUCUCUCCUGACUGAAGAGGGCAGCAGUGAGGACACGCUCUCCCAAUUCCCUCAGUUUACAGCAGAACGGACGCAAAUCAAACACAAGAAUAUGAUACCUCAAAGGAACGAUCCACAUUUAUACACAUCUGCACACGAAUAAUUUGGAGGUUUUCACUUAAUCAAGUGAGUUGCUGUCAAAGCAGACAUCGUUUUAAAAGAGUAAACUGGUUUAAGUUAUUACAGUGAUUGUCUGUUUUGGAAAAACUAGUUUAUAAAUCAAACCGUACACCAUGACGGACCAUUCAAAAAAGCUAAUUGUGAUGCUUAUGAUGGCCAUGAUUCAACUGAAAAAAGAAUCACGUAGCUGCCUUUAUUUGUGCUAAUGAUUUACAAGUAAAUGUCUGUUUAACUCUUUCCCCGACGUUGACGGAACUUUCCAGCUUUCUGUGUUUUUACUGUCGUAUGGUAGGAGGCACUAUUAAGACGUCUUCCGAAAGAGUACUGGAUGUCUGGAUCAAAACACGACUGCCAGAGACACAUCUGAGAGUAGACAAGUCUGAAGCUCAGAGGGUAGAGGACUGACGCAUUGCUGCUGCCUGACUGCUGAGGAGUCACAAUAUAACAACAAACUUGGGAAUGCUGAACACUACGCUUAGGUACUGAGAAUAUAGUAAAUGUGGGUGUUGUGAGGAACUGGGGUUUUUGACCAAAGGUCUGCAUGGGUACAGAAAUGGCAGGGAAAGUGUGGAAAAGGGAAAGAGUUGGGGGGGGGGAGGGAGAAACACCCAGCAUUGGGGAGUCAGAAAAUGCAUGAGGAGCGAAAGAAACAUACGUUAGAAGGAAACGUUUACCUGAUUAAAGUAGUGAAAACCAUUAAAGGACAGAUCUGAGAAAUGAAAUGUGCGAGGAUUCCAGGGAGAUGAGAACUUGCUAAUUGAAUGUAACAUUAAAGUUGGAGAAAGAAAGGUGGAAAUUUGGCAAACGUUGAAAAACGUAAGGUGGUCAGAUAUGGGGAAGAGAGAGAUUAGUGGAUGCAGGGGGGGGUUCCCAUUAAUGUAAGGGAACUGGUGGAAAACCUAGAUGUGAGAAAUGGCGCAAUGUACAAAAAGUGCAUACAGAAAAAAAAAAAGUGUAAGAAGAAUGACGGAUAACCUUUAUUAAUUCAAUUUAAGGGGAAGAGAUCUACGUAAGGACGAGCUCUGUUUUUAAAGACCUAUUAAAUGUUUAUUGUAAAAAUAA
Puntigrus tetrazona (Sumatra barb) is the source of this 2378-nucleotide messenger RNA. It is a transcript of the gene rdh8a, whose product is annotated as retinol dehydrogenase 8a. Gene Ontology annotation, molecular function: estradiol 17-beta-dehydrogenase [NAD(P)+] activity. Gene Ontology annotation, cellular component: cytoplasm. Lineage: Eukaryota; Metazoa; Chordata; Actinopteri; Cypriniformes; Cyprinidae. The record is from RefSeq and is a predicted model, not a curated record. The transcript is spliced from 6 exons. Gene Ontology annotation, biological process: estrogen biosynthetic process. Bases 153 to 1172 code for a protein of 339 amino acids.